Molecule: messenger RNA, 1911 nt
Organism: Medioppia subpectinata
Lineage: Eukaryota; Metazoa; Arthropoda; Arachnida; Sarcoptiformes; Oppiidae
Source: the annotation of a GenBank genome assembly
AUGUUUGCGAUGGGCAUUUCCACUCUAAACAUCCCCAGCAGCGACCAAAUAGCGAAUCCUAACAUCGCUGCCGCAAACGUCAAGGUAGCUAUUACCAGCAGGGAUCGUUCAGUCCAGCUCUGCACGGGACUGUUCAUAAACAACGAGUUCGUGGAAGGACGUGGCGAGACCAUCGUUUCCAUUAAUCCAGCCGAUCAGGCCGUCCUAGCCGCGGUGCAUUCGGCCUCAGUGGAUGAUAUAGAUCAAGCGGUGAAGGCCGCGAGGCAAGCGGCAAACACAAGUUGGGGAACCAACACACCAGCCACCGAGCGUGCUAGUCUGAUGAAUAAAUUAGCAGAUCAAAUCGUGCAACAUGGCGCAUUCCUCCCUCAGAUCAUGGAAGCCCGAUUAGAAGAUCUCGCAGUGUUAGAAACGUUGGAUUCCGGGAAGGGUAUCACUUGGGCCCGCGGCGACAUAACCGAGAGUAUCGGCGCUUUCAGGUACUAUGCUGGCUUGGCGUUUUCCGGAACCGACGGACAGGUUUUGGAAGGCUGCGAUGCCACAGGAAUCUCGUUUACUCGACAAGAGCCUUUGGGUGUCGUGGCUCAAAUCGUCCCAUGGAUGAUGGCGUGGAAAGUGGCCCCGGCUCUCGCAGCAGGAUGCGCGAUUGUUUUCAAGCCAGCGGAACUUACCCCGCUCGCGACGCUUUUAUUUUGUGAAAUGGUGCGGGAUGCAGGCUAUCCUGCGGGGGCCUUCAAUUGCGUCAAUUCGUAUGGGCCCGUAGGUGGUCAUGCUCUUGCCUGCCACAUGGAUGUCGACAAGAUCGCUUUCACCGGAAGUACGAAUGUUGGCAAGCAAAUCGCCGUCCAGGCAGCUAGGAGUAACUUGAAGAAAGUCGGUGCAUCCAGAUCAUAUUUUGCGUGUUCACGUUUUUUUGCCUACCCUAUUGAUUCCGGCUUGGGCUUCAAAACAACGACUCAAAGACUAGAGCUGGGUGGUAAGAGUCCUAACAUUGCUUCUAAACUGAACAACUUGGAUGAAAACUUCGAGUUCGAGCCGAAAACUGAGAUUUUGGACUCGAUUGUACCAGUCCUCAAAUCUGCGAACAUAGAGCAAGCUGCCGCCUGGUGUUGCUUAGGUAUCUUCGAGAAUAUGGGCCAAUCAUGCACAGCCGCUUCAAGAGUUCUUGUGCAUUCGUCAAUCUACGACGAGUUCUUGUCAGCAUUUAUCAAGAAGGCUUCCAGCCACAAGUUGGGGGAUCCAUUUGAUCCCGAAACCUAUUCUGGGCCCCAAAUAUCGAAAGCUCACCUCGACCGCAUCGACGGCUACGUCAAGAGCGGAGUUUCCGAAGGUGCCAAGAUCGUUUUGGGAGGAAACAGGGUUCACAAAGUUAAGAAAUUUAACGCCGAAGGCCAGUGGAUCGAGGGUGGAAACUUCUUCGAACCGACGAUCUUCGUUGACGCUACACCAUUGAUGAAAAUAGUGAAAGAAGAGAUUUUCCCUCCAACGCAUUGUCAACAGUUUGGACCAGUCGCGGUGGUGAUGAAAUUCGAGACGGUAGAAGAGGCGAUCCAGAUGGCGAACGAUACCGAGUAUGGGCUGGCCGCUGGUAUCCACACUGAACAGCAAGACGAGGUCGUCCGGGUGGCAGCCAAGUUGAAGGCCGGCACGGUCUGGAUAAACUCGUACGCCUUUUGUCCCGUGAACGUGCCCUUCGGUGGAUACAAGUCCAGCGGCUGGGGACGUGAAUUAGGCAAAAAAGGUCUCGAAGAGUACACCAUUACCAAGGUAAAAAACACACGCAGAUUUCUUAUACCACAUUUCAGUUCCUUCUCUGGAAUGAUGGGUGCUUCAUCUCCUCAGAGCUAUCAAUGGAAUUACGCUCAGAAGUUCUCGUGGCCAUUUGAUCUGGAAGGAGUGUCCAAGUUGUAG